Messenger RNA from Oryza brachyantha (malo sina), 1493 nucleotides. Its product is annotated as fructose-1,6-bisphosphatase, chloroplastic. The transcript is spliced from 3 exons. Gene Ontology annotation, molecular function: fructose 1,6-bisphosphate 1-phosphatase activity. The record is from RefSeq and is a predicted model, not a curated record. Bases 22 to 1227 code for a protein of 401 amino acids. NCBI's taxonomy places the organism in Eukaryota, Viridiplantae, Streptophyta, Magnoliopsida, Poales, Poaceae. Gene Ontology annotation, biological process: gluconeogenesis; fructose metabolic process; fructose 6-phosphate metabolic process. Gene Ontology annotation, cellular component: cytosol; cytoplasm.
GCUACCAGUGGCUAACUAACUAUGCCGUUAUCCUCCUCCCUCUCCCUCCUCCCGCUCCGCCGCGCUCCUCUCCCGCUCCCGCUCCCGCCAACUUCAAAUUACCCGCCACCACCGCCGCCGCGUCGCUCUCGCAUCCUCCUCCCGCCGCCGCCCAAGCGCCGCGGCGCCAAGCGCGCCUCCGGCUCCCGGCCGCGUGCCGUAGCGGCCGAAACCGGAAUGGCGGCGCCGGCACCCACGCUGCUCGAGUACAUGGGCCAGGCCGGCACGGCCGACGACCUCGUCGUCCUCGUGGCCCACAUCCAGAGCGCGUGCAAGCGCAUCGCCGCCCUCGUGGCGUCGCCCGGGAACGCGGAGCUGUCGCGGGCGAAGGCGGGGGGCGGUGCGGUGGCGGCCGGCCGCGAUGCGCCCAAGCCGCUCGACGAAUUGUCGAAUGAGAUCAUCUUGUCUUCGCUCCAAAGAUCUGGAAAGGUUGCAGUGAUGGCGUCUGAAGAAAAUGAUCUCCCCAUUUUGGUUUCCAAUGAAGGGCCGUAUGUUGUUGUUACGGAUCCGCUUGAUGGUUCUCGCAACAUUGAGGUCUCCAUCCCCACUGGAACAAUAUUUGGGAUAUACAAUAGGCUGGUAGAGCUUGACCAUCUACCCGAAGAGGAGAGAGCUCAGCUCAAUUCAUUGCAAAGUGGAACUCACCUUGUUGCUUCAGGGUAUGUCCUGUAUUCAUCUGCCACCAUAUUCUGUAUCAGCUUUGGUGCAGGUACCCAUGGUUUCACAUUGGAUCACUCAACUGGAGAAUUUGUUCUAACCCAUCCUUCCAUCCAAAUACCCCCUAGAGGUCAGAUAUACUCAGUGAAUGAUGCGCGAUAUUUUGACUGGCCUGAGGGACUAAGAAAGUACAUUGAUACAAUCAGACAAGGCAAGGGACAGCAUCCGAAGAAGUACUCGGCACGGUAUGUGUGCUCCCUGGUUGCUGAUUUCCACCGGACACUAAUAUAUGGUGGAGUUGCCAUGAACCCAAGGGAUCACCUUAGGCUGGUCUAUGAGGCGAAUCCUCUGAGUUUCCUUGCAGAGCAGGCAGGGGGCAGAGGCUCAGAUGGCAAGAGCAGGAUCCUCUCAAUUCAACCUGUGAAACUGCACCAGAGGCUGCCAUUGUUCCUGGGAAGCAUGGAGGACAUGGUCGAGUUGGAAAGCUAUGGUGAUGUCCAACAGAAGGUUAAUCCUGGAUAUGAGGUUUGAACAUAUGCUUUUAGAUAAUGAGGCCUGAAGAUAUGUUUUUAGAUAAUGCAAUCUGAAGACAUGUAGCAUAUGAAAAGAUAGCACAUGUACCUACGGAAGAUAUCUGUAUUUUCAAAACUGAUGUUUCUACUUGUCUGAUUUUCUGCCUUUUAUCACAUGUAUCAACCUAGGGAAGAACUCUGUUUUUGUAUUCGAAACUGGUAAUUUUGGUUGUACUUCUCCUGGUAAUAAAUGGAAGGGCAACAUGACCCCUGCAACUUUGGAAA